CAGCUCUCCGACAAUAUCGUCCUCAUCGUGGCCCACUGACGGCUAGCUAGAGACAGAGAUUGGUUAUGCGAGCUAUAUGCGAUGCAAUUGGCUUACAGGUGCUAAUGUGCUCAACGCUGUGUACCGCGCCGCUGAGCAGAGGUCGCUCUCAAUAUAUGCUAUAAGUCUGUCACGUUCGCUUUCCUCAAGAAAUUUUUUUCGGUCUGCGACCAUUCUAUCAAAUGUUGAACUCCAACCAUCCUUGCCUUCUACAUAUUUUCCGCCAUCCCUGGAUCCAUCUCUUUCUUCAGCCCAGCUGUCUCGCGCAGCCUCUCAUGCCAUCAGGAUCUCCGUGCAACGCGCCGACGUCAGCAGUGCAUAUCAUAUCUUUAAUUCUGUCCGGUUCUCCUCCUUGAUGGCGAAUCCCUCCGUCCUCAAGGAUCCGGAGAUGGUUGAAAAAUAUGAACCAUUCAGAAACAUCACUAUUCAACUCCCUCGUCCCAUCUCACCGCGAUUAUCCGCGCAUACUCUUCUUCACGCACUCAUUCGGCAGGGGUUCUUCAGGAAAGCGUACAAUGUAUGCGAUUGGAUGAUAGUGAAUGGAAUACCUAUCCAUGUCAAAACCCUGGAAGCUGUCAUCAAGGGCUACGCGGCGUCCUCAACACCCAAAACAUGGGUGCAAGAGCAGUACAUCAUGCUACAAUCCGCCCUCAGAACGCCUGCUGUAUUCAAUCCGGAACCUGCCGCGACCAAGGAUGAAUUCAUCAUUUCUACUCUUCAGAUCUUGCAAUCCGCUCGGAAAUACAAACAGAAACGCACAGACCGUAUGUUCCGGGCAUUGAUUGGCAGCUGUAUCCUGCACGGGGAGAUCAUUCUCGCGUCCUUGAUAUUUGUUGGUCUUGUUCAUGACUGGGAAGUCAAGGAUGCCCUUGCAGAAGAGCUGGGGUUUUCGGCACCAAACGAGGAAACGGAGAAGUCACGACAAUUGCUAACCAGCUAUCAGCAUCUUCGGCAAGUCUGUAGCAUGCCACGUUCUCUCUCCUUGCAGACCAUCAUAUCCUCCAUUAAUGAAAAGUUAUCUCAAAAACCCGUUGACGAUGCUUCGAAGGCAGAGUUUGAUGCGUCGCUGCAGGCUUUAGCCAACCUCGCAGUCCUUCUCGAUUUUCGUGAAUAUCCUUUCCCCGAUGUCGCAGCUCUCAUCCGUGCUCUCUAUCGUUGUCCUUACAGCGAGAGUAAAGUAUGGGUACUGGACAAGGACAACAGACCGACGCAGGUUAAGGCCUAUGAUUACUUUCACGGAGUUCUCAGACGGCUCCUUGAUGAUCUUCCACGACAACGGCGGCCUACUCGUAAAAAUCGAUCCAUCCGAAGGGCGCUUCGAAAUAAUCCCCCCCUCCCAUGCCGUAUAGUGACCCGUCAGCAGUUACCCAUGCUGGACCUUCACAGUUGUAAUUCCCUCCUUCACUACACCCUCCAUCACCGUUCUUCUCCUAAGAAAGCGGAUCAUAUUCUCAACUACAUGACCGAGCGUGAAAAGCCAUUAUGGCCGGAUCUUGUGACGUAUAAUACUCUUAUACGGUCGGGAACCCGCUUGAAGCGCUCUGAUAUUACAGAGGCUGCCAUGAACAUGCUGCAGAAUGUGGAGCAUUUGGUCAGUCUUGGUCUAUCAUCAGACGCUGUUAGUGUCUUUCUUGGACCCACACGGUCGCAUCCGGUAGCACCAGGUUUCAGUCGCGUCAUGAAGGCGCGUUAUCGUGCCAAGACGGAAAGCAUGACACUCCGUGCUCCCGCAUCCUCCACUCCUCAAGUGCCCGACAUUGUCACUCUUACAUCACACUUAGUACAUCUCUCCAAGACCCAAAAUUACGAUGGCAUCAUCCAACUGCUUUCCGUAAUCUUUCCCAAGCUGUCUGUGAUCGACCUCUGCUCCCCCUGGGAGUUCCGCCCCGUCUUGCUCAGCAAGGUAGCCAAGGAACUAACACUGUCAUACGUCCGGCGCGGGGUAGAGUAUGGGCCGGUGUUCUUUGCAGCGAUGAUCGAAGGGCUCCGGCACGGUGGGCACACUGGUCUUGCCGAGCGUGUGUGGAAUCUUGCAAGAUGGUGUGAGCGAGCGAGCUUCAUCCCAGAAAUGAACUCUACGAAUCGACCCUGGAGGUUGCACAUCCACGCGUACACCGUGAUGGUGUCGUGCUACUCCCGGGAGGCCAACUAUGUCGGAUCCCGUCCCCAAGUGAACGGAUGGGGUUAUGACAACGAAUCCUGGGAGUGGAAAAACAUACGUCUAAGACGCUUUGGCUCUCGGCGUGACGUGGGGAGACGCUCCGCGUUUGCGUUUUACCUCUGGUUUUGCGAUGAGUCGGUGAACCGUGAUUUCAUGGAGCUCACGCAGAAAGCAAUAGCUCUGGGGAUGGAGGUGGAUCCGAAGCGGAUCAGGGAGCCAAAGGCUGAUGCGAGGUUCUUUUAUGCUGUGCUGGAGGCACUGGUUCCUUUCCCGUUGCUCCCUACGAGCGGGGUGAGGCGCCCAUGGCUUCGCUUGCUAGAUAAAGAACUUGAACUUGGUCUUCGUCCUCGCUACGAAGCCUACGACUCUGUACACAAGGACAGUCUUCAUCGAGUCGUGACUGACAUGCAUACUGCUGGACACCAAGUGGCUCCUGGUGUCCAGUAUUUCUUGCGGCAGAAGUUCGAUAGACAUCAGGGAGGGUUCCAGAUCGUGAGGGAGACGUUCUCAUCAUUUACGGAGCCAGAAAUCUGCACUGAGAGCGAAUUGCAACGGAAGCUUCGUUUGAGCAGAUAUGUAGACAUGUAGCAGGAGUUUUUCUCAGUGAAUAGCCCACUAAUUUGGAUUAAUAUUUAUGUUGUAUUAUUAUCUGGUGUCAU
Molecule: messenger RNA, 2859 nt
Organism: Guyanagaster necrorhizus
Lineage: Eukaryota; Fungi; Basidiomycota; Agaricomycetes; Agaricales; Physalacriaceae
Exons: 2
Coding region: 77-2788 (903 amino acids)
Molecular function (GO): protein binding
Source: RefSeq, a predicted model, not a curated record